This is a messenger RNA of Eremothecium sinecaudum, 1104 nucleotides long. It is a transcript of the gene GLE2, whose product is annotated as RNA export factor GLE2. Gene Ontology annotation, biological process: RNA export from nucleus; transcription-dependent tethering of RNA polymerase II gene DNA at nuclear periphery. Lineage: Eukaryota; Fungi; Ascomycota; Saccharomycetes; Saccharomycetales; Saccharomycetaceae. The transcript has a single exon. Gene Ontology annotation, molecular function: ubiquitin binding; RNA binding. The record is from RefSeq and is a predicted model, not a curated record. The coding region runs from base 1 to 1104 and encodes 367 amino acids. Gene Ontology annotation, cellular component: nuclear pore.
AUGUCACUGUAUCGUACAGCAGGCAGCACAGGGACAGCAUCGGCGAUGGCUACAGAUAAGGAAUUGGCAAAUGACAUUACAAUCAACAAUCCAGCAAACGAUUCGAUCUCAGAUAUUGCAUUCUCACCGCAGCAGGACUUCUUAUUUAGUUUAUCAUCCUGGGAUAACACGGUCCGUAUCUGGGAUGUUCAGAAUGGUAUGACGCAGGGCCGUGCUCAAUAUGAACAUCAAGCUCCUGUCUUAACUACAAGAUGGUCUUCUGAUGGAACAAAGAUCGCAUCAGGAGGUUGUGAUAAUGUUGUAAAGAUUUACGAUGUAGCAAGUGGCCAGGCUCAGCAAAUUGGUACACACGAUGCUCCAGUGAAGGCGUUGCGGUUUGUGCAAUGUGGCCCCUCAAAUCAGGAAUGCAUAGUAACCGGAUCUUGGGACAAAACGAUCAAGUAUUGGGACAUGCGACAACCACAGCCUAUAUCUACGGUCGCAAUGCCCGAGCGGGUGUACGCUCUGGACAGUAAACAGAAGCUCAUGGUCGUCUGCACCGCAGAAAGGCAUAUCGUAAUCAUAGAUCUUAACAACCCCGGUCAAAUCUUUCGGACUUCCAUGUCGCCGCUUAAGUGGCAGACGAGAACAGUCGCAUGUUACAUGGAGGGCAACGGGUUUGCCAUUGGCUCCAUCGAGGGUCGUUGCGCUAUCCAGUACGUCGACGAACAAGAACAAAGGAAAAAUGGCUUCUCUUUCAAAUGCCACCGCCAGCAGCAACAGCAGCAGACCAUCGGAACCGCAGCCAGUCGUUCCGCUACAGAAUCACAUGUCUAUCCCGUCAACAGCAUAGUAUUUCACCCUCAAUACGGUACUUUUGUUACAGCGGGAGGAGAUGGUUCUUUCCAUUUCUGGGAUAAAAACCAACGACACCGUCUAAAGGGUUUCCCAUCCCUCAAUGCUUCUAUUCCAGUCUGCAACUUUAACCGUAAUGGCUCUGUCUUUGCAUACGCUCUCAGCUACGACUGGCACCAGGGAUAUAUGGCUAAUAGGCCUGACUAUCCUAACGUUAUUAGGCUUCACGCUACUACUGAUGAUGAAGUAAAGGAAAAGAAAAAGCGCUGA